UAAACAUGUUAAAAUACAGUGACAUACUCACACGAUUUAAUUAUUAAUGUCAUUUAAUGGAAUGCAACAGUUAUAAAACGUGCAGUGCUAAGGAAUUUCGUACAUGCUUUCAUUUGAUAAUUGAUCGAUAUGGAUGUGUGGAUGUCACAGAGCAGCAUAAAACAAAUUAAGGACUUGAUAUAAUAUGAAACUAUUAAGAUAACAGCAGUUAAACUAAACAUGGAGUGUCUUAAGUUACUUAUAGUCGUAUCUAUAUUGCAUGAUGUCAAGGUCAUUUCCGAGGAAACAGGAGGAUAUUACAGUUGUCGCUAUGGCAACUGCACAGUCGACCGUUUACUAAAUGUUUCUGACGUGAAGAUCGACAAACGCAGUAUCCAUAGCAAAAAUGGCACUGAAGUUCCGGAGAUGAAGUGUAGAGUAAAUGAUUUGUAUAAUAUGACUUGUGCCUGGGCAGUCGAUGGGGUUUCCACGUGGAAAGCUAUGUAUAAAUCAAGAGAAAUGGACACAUACAAAUGUUGUACAGCAGACAAAUAUGAAAACUGUACCUCAUCAAGGAGCAGACGACAGUGUAUCGUACCAUAUACUGAUUUCUAUAGAUUCAUUCCUUAUAAUAUAACUCUGACAGAAAUUUCAGAACUAGGAACACAUUUUUAUCACUAUACAGUGGUACCUGACAACACAAUAGCAAGUGUAAAUAUAGAUGAUAAUGUACGAGUGAAAGCAGGGGAAACUCCAUACAAGCUUGUGGUAGGGUUUACCUUGCACCAUCCCCCGAUUGCUGUGGGUGGUAUGAAGUGUGAUAUUUCUUACGAGUCAAACCAGGAACAUGCAAUUGUCGGGAAUUCAACCCACAACAUGUGUCAGACGAGCUUAGACGUGAACAUAACACUAGAUAAGCUUUCACCGUUCACACUUUACACAGUGAACAUUUCAUGCAAGUCACAGUUUAGCCAUUACUGGAGCAAUCAUGUGGUAGGUUCUGGAAGGACAAAGCCAUUAGAACCUACAGCUGCAAAGAAGAUUAAUAAAGGCAAAACCAUCGCGAUAGCAACUUCAUGUUCAGUUGUAGUAUGUCUGUUCACAUUUAUCAUCAUAUCGUUCUUCAGAAAAAGAAUAAGAGGUAUGAUAAAGGAUAAUACACUUUCAGAUGAAAUAAUCAACCGCAUUUUAGAAGACUUUCCAGAUAAUAUUCCCACGCAGAGUGACAUCUGUUCCGAGUCAAGUGAGACAUCCGGAAUAUAUUCCAACUCAUCAAGUUUGACAGAUGAUCAAACAAACGCCAAAUCAUUAGAGAGUCAGCAAGUCAAAAACAAUGAAGUUUUUGAACUGUCAACGCCUCAAAUGGAAAUGCAUUUGGCUGUCCAUACAAGUGAUUUAUCAAGAAGCAUACCUGAUGAUUAUUUAAUACCAGUCACUAUUUCUAAGAACGACCUGGAUGAAGGAAAGGGACUGUUUGUCACUGGAAACGAAAUUGAAACUGGUCAAAUCAGCACAGAGCUCAGUGUUGCAACAGAUGAUGGAAACCUACAAAAGUUUGACCAUAUGAGAGAUGAGUCACAGGGUAGAUUUGGAAGGGAAAACGUUGAAACCGCAAGAGACAUAACUGCAAAUUUUGGAAAUCCAUGUAAUGACUCAGUUGAAAAUGCUUCGUGUCAUUUGGCAUGUGAUUCAAAUGACCUACAAGUGGGAGAGUACAAUAAGGCGGUGUGUUUGCUCACAAUUAAUUCUGCCACUUUAUCUAGUAAUAGGUAUUUAGAAGCACAACCACAUACCACUUUCAGUAGUAUUCCCUCUACCUGGCACACGUUUGACACAGAUGACGGACAUUCAGGAUCUUCAAAUUCUCAGUUCAAUGAUUAUGUUGAUGUGCUCCGCAGCAAUGCUUUUUUGGGGCAAACAAUUUCCUCUUGUGACGCGUACAUGAACCCUGGAGGAGAUGAAGAUGUUGAUUCUAACUUAACAAGUAUAACCGAAUAUCAAAGAGCUGAAGCUUCACAAAUUUCAAGGAUCUUUAGGACUGACUUUUCCAUUCCUGGUGAUAUGCACGCCAACAAUUCGGAACAGUUGUUUACGUCUGACUUCGAUAGCUUAAAUGUCACCACUAGUGGAGCGACAGCUUACAUUGAGUCUCUUGAUGAAUACCACAGAGCAGAUAUGAGUGAAGUAUCUGCGAUAUUUACUACCCAUUAAGAAGACGUUUCCCGUUUGCCAGUUUGCAGUCGUUUACUUGUGAAUCAUUUCAAAUACCUGUUUGCCCUCCGUGACCUCGGUACAUGUCUUUGAAGCUUACCCGACAUGUCAUCGGGAGUUGUGGGUGUAUUUCAGUAUGGGCGGAGUUUAUCGAUAGGCAUGUUGCAAACACGCAGUUAGGCCCAAAUCAAAAUUUUGUGUUUUUUUCCGCUUUACUUGUUUUUAUUUUUGUUCAUUAAAAUUUUUUGUAUCAUG
Mercenaria mercenaria is the source of this 2445-nucleotide messenger RNA. RefSeq lists its product as uncharacterized. NCBI's taxonomy places the organism in Eukaryota, Metazoa, Mollusca, Bivalvia, Venerida, Veneridae. The coding region runs from base 220 to 2190 and encodes 656 amino acids. The record is from RefSeq and is a predicted model, not a curated record. Gene Ontology annotation, molecular function: protein binding. The transcript is spliced from 9 exons.